CAGGAUCAUAAACAAAGUCAUUCCAAACACCAUCCCAUUUGUUAACGUAGGGAGAAAUCCGAUUACCUGGCUUGAAAAUGUACAGUUUUUCUUGGAUGGGUGCCGAAGAGUUGGGUUAAAAGAAGACAUGUUGUUCGAACCAUAUGAUAUAAAAUUACUUCGGGAAUGACGACUUGGAGCUGGAGCGAAGGAACAAUAAGAUAGCAGUAACACUGUUCUGGCUAUCCCGUAUAGCUAAGGACCUCCCCAUAUUCUCUGUCAUAGAGCACAACCAGACUAUAGUGGAGAAGGUUGAGAUAGACGGUGCUGAAAAGAAGAUGGAGAGUUUGGAGAAUGCUCACGUGAUGACGAACGGAAAUGGAGAGACGGUGUACUCUAGGAAAUGCACUAAUCAUAAUAAGGAGCCUGAUAAGGAGAGAAGGAAGAGCGUAGUAUUUGAGGAUGACUUGUGUGAUAUCCAAUCUCAGUGCAAGAGGAACAGAUCACGAGCAGAGUCCGAGGAUAAGCCAGGACGACCAGGGUCGGAGGAGGAUGGCAAGUUCACUUUGCUGGUAGAGAAGUCAGAGAAGAGCAAUGAGUUUGGGGUGACCAUCAAGGAAACUGACACCAACUACCCCAUCAUUACUGCCGUACAAAAAGACUCGUACGCACACAAAUCAGGGUUAUCAAUCGGAGACUAUGUGAUCACGAUAAACGGCAUCAAUACUGGUAAUAUGAGUCUGCUGGAAAUCAACGACAAAAUCAAAUCUGUUUUCACAGAAGGACACGUUUACUUAGGAAUUUGUAGGCUUCCUCCGAACGAAACUCUCACGCAAAAACAUAAAGGUAGCUACACCCUUUUGAACAAAGACCCCACACAAUCCGUCACCUCCAAACUGCACAAAGUCCUCAAGAAACUUCACAAUGACAAAAAAGAUCACCACAGACCAACUCAACAAGAUGCAGAACCUUCACCCUAG
Molecule: messenger RNA, 959 nt
Organism: Bolinopsis microptera
Lineage: Eukaryota; Metazoa; Ctenophora; Tentaculata; Lobata; Bolinopsidae
Exons: 9
Coding region: 318-959 (213 amino acids)
Molecular function (GO): protein binding
Source: RefSeq, a predicted model, not a curated record